CCCCGGGGCCGGAGCCGCAGCUGCAGCUGCGGGAGCUGCCCCGAAGGCCGGUGCGAAGGAGGAGCGCGGCGGGGAUGGGAGGAGGAAAUCCUGUGAAUGUCAUUGGGGGGCGGAGGGGGAACUCAGCUGCUGAGAAGGCUCCGAGAGCAGACAGCCUGUGCGGGGGCAGUGGGAGCAGAUCCCACCACCAGCGGCACGCUACAAAGGAACAAGCCCUGCCAAUGUCAUCGGCCAUCGAGAGGAAAAGCCUCGAUCCUUCCGAGGAGCCGGUGGACGAAGUGCUCCAGAUUCCCCCCUCGCUGCUGACAUGCGGCGGCUGCCAGCAGAACAUCGGGGACCGCUAUUUCCUGAAGGCCAUCGACCAGUACUGGCACGAGGACUGCCUCAGCUGCGACCUGUGUGGCUGCAGGCUUGGAGAGGUGGGCAGACGUCUGUACUACAAGCUGGGCAGAAAGCUCUGCAGGAGGGACUAUCUCAGGCUCUUUGGCCAGGAUGGCCUCUGUGCCUCCUGUGACAAGCGAAUCCGGGCUUACGAGAUGACCAUGCGGGUGAAGGACAAAGUGUACCACCUGGAAUGCUUCAAAUGUGCUGCUUGCCAGAAACAUUUCUGUGUUGGGGACAGAUACCUGCUCAUCAACUCAGACAUAGUAUGUGAGCAGGACAUCUAUGAGUGGACUAAGAUAAAUGGGAUGAUCUAGCAAAGACAUGCCUCGCAGUCUCUGAAAGACAUCUCAUGGGUGACACCGAUGCGCCGCUGCAGCGAGGAGACCAUCGCUUGAGCUAUGGGCUUUGUCUAAAAGGGGGGAGAACACCACACAGGCAGUGCAAUGUAGAAUCUGAGGUGCUUAGAGGUGAAGGGAGGCCGAAGCAACAGUAGAUAGAUCGACUUCUCUUGGCAAAGGCACAGGGACCAUAACUGACAUCAGCCACCAGGUGCGCAGUGCAGAACAACUGCAGCGCGACGAUGACUUCCCAUGACUGAAGAAAGUGUAGGGCUUCUGUAGAGAGAUGUUUUGACUUGGUCACCUGCAGACUAGGAUUGUGCAAUUGAGUUUUCUUUUUGUCUUGUUUUAGUUACCCAGUUCAGAUGACAGCUCCUAAUGUAGGCAUGAGGAGGAAUCCUGGCAGAAAAGGGUCACCACUAACAUGGGCCGUUUGUAUGGCAUUACACCUGGGGCAGAGAAAGGGGGAAGAGGGUGGGGGUUGGUUUUGCAUGGAGUUUAUUUUGUGCUUGGAGAAUGAACAGUGCAUCCUCUAGUCCCAAAGUCUUCUUUUAAAAAGUCCUGCUGAAUAGUUGUUUUGGGGCACUGCUGUUUCAAGAUGAGAUGUUUCACAGAUCGUUUCUAUACAAAUAUAAAUCUAAAGAGUUGUUCAACUAUUUUAUUAACUUAGAUUAUAUUGAGAAAGUAUUUGUUGUGUGUAGUAAGACUCUGCAGCUUUAAUAAAAACCACGGAAGAUUGGA
Molecule: messenger RNA, 1463 nt
Organism: Pogoniulus pusillus (Red-fronted tinkerbird)
Lineage: Eukaryota; Metazoa; Chordata; Aves; Piciformes; Lybiidae
Gene: LMO2
Product: LIM domain only 2
Exons: 4
Coding region: 75-698 (207 amino acids)
Biological process (GO): positive regulation of transcription by RNA polymerase II
Cellular component (GO): nucleus
Molecular function (GO): DNA-binding transcription factor binding; transcription coactivator activity
Source: RefSeq, a predicted model, not a curated record